GCUAGCUCUACGCACCUAUGCAUUCUAUGCCGAGUUUCUUCGCCAGUAUACCUCGGUGGGCAGAGCAAGAUGGGUGUGGACCAAGCAAAUGGAGUCGUGAACUAUUGCAGACGACCACCACAAAGACCUUUCCUUCAGAGGAUACAAUAUGCGAUCUGGGAUCCGGAGGAACGAAAAUUUCUGGGUCGAACGCCAAAACGAUGGGGAGUCAUAGGCCUCAUCUACCUCGUAAUGUACAUCUGCAUUAUAAUAUUCUUCUCCAUCUGCAUGUGUGGUCUUCUCGCAUCCGUGGACGAGCAUAUACCCUACUUCACACUCGCUGACUCCAUAAUUGGAAACAACCCCGGUAUGGGGCAUAGGCCUGUUGUCUUUGAGGAGGGAGCUCUUAUCUGGUACAGAUUGGACAAUGAAACCUCAUACAAAAAGUACACGGACAAUUUAGAUGAAUUCUUAGCACCUUAUAAGAAUAAAUCUCUGCUCAUCAACAAAGGAGAGAAUCAAGUAGAUUGUCAGCUGAAGAAUCCUCAUGCGGGUGAUGUGUGUACCUUCGACACAUCCCUACUGGGGCCGUGUUCCAGCGAAAACGACUAUGGCUAUGCUGACGGCACGCCCUGUCUUAUUAUAAAACUUAAUAAGAUAUACGACUGGCAGCCCCAGUUUUACGACGAUCCUGGUGACUUGCCACCCAACAUGCCCCCGGACAUCGUGAACUAUAUAAAUACCACUAUGACACCAGAAGAGCGUCGCCAAGUAUGGCUGUCGUGCAAGGGCGAGCGACCGGCAGACACAGAAUCACUGGGACCUUUGCGGUACUGGCCAAAUCCUGGACUACCGGGAAUCUAUUUCCCCUACAACAACACACCCGGAUACCUCAGCCCUCUAGUCGCUGUGCAACUAUUGAAUCCUAUACGUGGUCAAAUAAUAAACAUCCGGUGUAGAGCUUGGGCGCGCAACAUUGUCUUCACUGAGAGUUUAAAGGAGAGAAUGGGCUCCACUCAUCUCGAGAUUAUGGUGGACUAGAUUUUUUCAAUUUUUCCUAGGGUUAUUAUAAACUUCAUAACAUUAGUAAAUUAUACAAUGAAUGUAUUAAAUUUACUCGAUGAGCCUGUAACCCUGUAUAGCCAUUUCAACCGUUAAAAAAUAUAUCAAUGUUGGGUUUAUUUAAAGAGGCUCAUUUCAGAUGAUUAAGGGUUUUAAUACUUUUAAACGUUCGUUAGAGUUUAUUACGCAUAAUGAUUUAUAUUCUUAAUAUUUAUACCAGAACUUAAAAUGAAAUAAAUUAAUACAAUGUUACAUAUAUACUUAUGUAACAUAUGACGUACAUAUAUAUACAGCUGCUAUAGUAACUUUUUUAGCGUAGGCCGCAUCUGUCGCGGCCCUUGAACAUACUUGGAUAUACAAAUAGUGAAUAAUAAUAACAAUAUACGUUAAAGAACUCUUUUUUUUGGUUCUUAGUUGCUAUAGAAACCAGUGUGAAGUUUAUAAUAAUUCUUGCUCUAUAGUCUAUGCCAAGAAUACAUUGCUUUAUUGCUUCUCGCACACUUCUGUGUCAAUGUACUGAAAUAGUUUAUUAGGUGAAACUAUAUUUGAAAAUAAUGUAUUUUUUCAUAAUUGUUUGAGUAUACAUAAUAUCUCUUAGAGGCGAAUGUUAUAUAAAUAAAACAAUGUGUGUAGCAAAAGAUUACAGUUAUUUUUUCUGUUCUGGAAUGUUCUGUUCUAGAAAGUUCUGGAAUACAACUGUCUUUAUCUGCUAACAAUACAUUGUUUUAGACAGGGCCUUGAUUUCACAAUAGAUUAUUGAUUAAAACUCGACUCGAAAAAAAAUUGUUCCUUACUUGUAAAAUAAUUUGACAUCCUGUCUCCACUCCCUUGUAGGCCUCCAGACCUCUAAAUCUCUGGCAGGCUCUGGUUUUUUACAAAUCAGUACUUUAUUUUUUGUUUUCCUGGGAAUCGAAUCAAAGAUUGCUUAUACACACUAUGGACGUUAAGCACUAAUCCGUACAGUAAUAAUACAGUGAUUGUGAAAUACAGUGAAUACUUAAAUAUCUUUUGUUAUAAGUUUUUAACCAAGAGGACCUAAGAAUAAUUUUUUUAAUUAAAGCAGUGCCUCGAAUGUGCCUUUGGAAAAUAUGUGUAAUGUAUGUUGUUUUGUUAUAUUAUAUAUAUUUGUAGUAAAAGCACUGUAGAGAAAUUAUUAAAUUCUAUU
This is a messenger RNA of Pieris rapae (cabbage white), 2206 nucleotides long. RefSeq names its product sodium/potassium-transporting ATPase subunit beta-2. Gene Ontology annotation, biological process: intracellular potassium ion homeostasis; potassium ion import across plasma membrane; sodium ion export across plasma membrane. Gene Ontology annotation, cellular component: sodium:potassium-exchanging ATPase complex. Gene Ontology annotation, molecular function: ATPase activator activity. The record is from RefSeq and is a predicted model, not a curated record. The transcript has 7 exons. The coding region runs from base 70 to 1020 and encodes 316 amino acids. NCBI's taxonomy places the organism in Eukaryota, Metazoa, Arthropoda, Insecta, Lepidoptera, Pieridae.